GUUCGCUAGUCCAGUCUGAGUCGAGUCCCAACCACGUUUGCGCCAGGCGAGCAGAGGAAGAAAAAAAUAGUCUUCAACUCAGCAUUUCUUACCAUAGAAACACGAAUCAUUGAGUGAAUAAUUGAUGUAUCGAUGACGGAAAAUGGCAACAUAAACAUCGCAGAAAAAUGUUGGAUGAAAACUUUGCUAAAACCAAAACUACUUUUUAUUUUUCACUUAUAUAUCUUUAUUUCUGCCGCAAGUGUUUCAUUACGUCUUCUGCAAAGGUGCAUCCAUAAUCCCCGAAAAAAAAAAAAAAAGUGCGUCCGGAGCCGAGAUGUGUGAGUCAUAAGUCGAAAAAAAUGUGUGCUCUUAGAUCAAAGAAUGCGUUGGAAAAAAGAGAGCUGCAGCCUGAAAAAAAAUAAAUAAAUAAAUAAUGAAAUAAAUGGGCAUCUACAAUUGAGAAGUAUGCAUCUGUAGCUGAGAAAAGUACAUUAAUACACGAAAAAUGUACCUAAGUAAUCGAAAAAUGUGCAUCCAUAAUCGAGAAAACAAUAAAUGUACGUCCGUUGCCGAAAAAUGAGAAAGAUGUGGGUUCGUAGCCCCACAAAAAGAAAAAAAAGGAAUAUACUGAUGUAUUGUUGUAAAGUGCCCGGGUGGUACUGCGUUAUUUUUUGUGGGGCCCAUGUAGUUUAUCACCUUACAGAGCUCAGGCAAGAUAAGCGUAGUGUUUUAAGUGCGUUAUUAAAGUGUGUUAGAGCAAAUGACCAACAAAUAAGAUUUUUUUUUACGAAGAGGUAAUAUUUGUGUAAAAAAAAAUAUUUGGUACCUCUUUUCUCCCUCAAAUUUGCAGUUUUCGAGUUAUACUUUUUUUUUUUUCUUUUUCGUUCACGUUAGUUGUUUCCCACCUUCCACUCCAACCGUAUUGAGGAACCUGUGGGAAACUAUGGUUUUUACUUAGAACAUCGAAUCGAGUGGCAAUAUGCAUUUUUGAUGAGGUGGGGGAGGGCAUGGCUGUGCCAGUGACUUAACACGCCGGAGCCACUGGCAUUGUAGGGAGCAGUGUUGCCAACGAUUCUCAGCUAAAUUGAUGGUUACCUUUAUUUCAUUAAGAUAACAAUUCAUUCAUACUGUAUUCAUUAUUCAUCUUUAGAUUCGAUGCUUCCGAAGCCAAAAAUUCUGAAACAUUAUUCAUCUUUGGAUUCGAUGUUUUUGAAGCCAAAAACUUCGAAAACCCUGAUUUUCCUCAGGUCCUUCAAUAUUGCGGACAGGACGGUGGUAGGCUCAACUAGAAAACUCAACUGGAAAAUUCAACAUUUGCUUCUAAACAAGAGGUACGAGUACAUCGUUAAUAAACUCAAUAUGAAUAUUACCAGAUAUCAGAUAUAUCAGAAAUUCAAAAUUGACUGGAAUUCAUAUAAUGGUAAGAUAAUCAAUAAGAUGUCUAGAGAAAUCAAUAUAGUGAUUAGAGAAAUGAUAAUGCAUAGGAAAUCAGUACAGUUGUUACGAAAUUUAUAUUGUAAUUAGAAAUCAAUGUGGGAAUGCAAAUCAGAAAAUAGAUGAGAUGUAAGACAAUAAACAAUAGUGCGCAUUUAAGAGUUUGCUAAGAGAGUUGAAAAUUAUGAUUAAAGAAAAAAAAAAGGAGAAUAAUUUGAAGUGAAAGCCACAAAAAAUAAUAAGUAAAUAAAUAGAUAAAUAAAUAAAUAAAGAGAAGAAAAGCGGAAGAAGAGGAAAAGAUGACGUCCUUUAAUUUUCGUUCAUAUCUUCAGGUGGUGAUGCUCACCAACAUUCCUGUUGCGUCCAAACAUCCAAACAUCACGGAGGUCAAUCACGGCCUGUCGUACUUUGAGGACGCCAAACGCAACAUGUUCGAAGUCAGAAAAAAUGAAAACUUUGAUGGACUCAAAAAGACGAUACUUUCCUUCGCCAAGAAUCUAUACAAGAGACAGGCAGUGACGGAAUUAUAUGAAAGAAGAAAGGAGUUCGAUCUCAUAGUGGUGAACUAUAAGUUCAAUGAGAUGGUGUAUCCUUUCGUACAUGAAGUCCCUUUCAUUACUGUCGCUACGCCCGGGAUUGACCCUCACCAGAGUGCCAUUCUGGGAAAUGUCCUCAGUCCGUCUUACGUGCCUGAAAUAAUGUUCGUGCCGAGGUCCUUCCCGAUGUCUGCUUGGGAUCGCUUCAAAAGUAUCCUUUGGCUCCUUGCCUCAGGGUUCACGUGGAGGCACUGGAAUAUUGUGCCCUUGGUUCAGAAAGAGAUCUCAGCCCAGUUCCCUGACCUGCCGCCUCUGCUAGACAUUGAGAGGAAUCAGAGUCUGACACUGAUGAACACUCACUUCAGCAUUACUACUCUGGUACCUCUCCUACCUUCACAGGUGGAGGUGGGAGCCAUGCACUGCCGACCUGGCAAGCCUCUACCACAAGACCUGGAGUCGUGGCUCGCCGGGGCAGGAACUGCAGGCGUCGUCUACUUCAGUCUGGGUUCCGUCACCCGCGGUGAAUCCAUGCCACCAAAUUACCGUCAAACAUUCCUGGAGGCUUUCCGCAGAUUGCCACAGCGGGUCCUGUGGAAGUAUGAAGGAGAACUGGAAGGAGCGUCUGACAACGUCAGGAUUAGCAGCUGGCUCCCCCAGCAGGACAUCCUCGCUCACCACAAUGUGAAGGUGUUCAUCUCCCAUGGCGGCCUCCUCAGCCUUCAGGAGUCCAUCUUUCACGCUACAACCCUUCUCGUCCUCCCCAUCUUCGGUGACCAGCCCAGGAACGGCAUGUUCAUUGAAAACGCGGAAAUUGGUCGCUUGUUGGUGUGGGAGGAACUUACUGCCGACAGGAUCGUCGACGCCCUCACUGACAUCAUCAAUAACACAAAAUUCAAAGAAAACGUGGACAGGAUGUCGGCGUCCUUAAGGGAUCAACCAACGACGCCGCAGGAGCGUGCAGUGUUCUGGACGGAGUACGUGAUCCGCCACCGAGGGGCACUCAAGCUGAGGUGCCCGGCCACACAGCUAUCCUGGGUGGAGUUCCUAAUGCUGGACAUAGUGGGCUUCCUGUUGCUGGCUUUGCUGGUGUUGAUAUUUGUCAUUCGCCGACUCAUGUGGUCAGCCUCCUGUGUCCUCUUCGGCGACAGAGCGAAGAAGGAAACGCACUAAAGAAUCAGAUGAAGGGGUGCUAGCGAAAAUAUGGCGUUAUUAUAGUUCAUCUUUC
Molecule: messenger RNA, 3177 nt
Organism: Scylla paramamosain (green mud crab)
Lineage: Eukaryota; Metazoa; Arthropoda; Malacostraca; Decapoda; Portunidae
Product: UDP-glycosyltransferase UGT5-like
Exons: 8
Coding region: 1716-3122 (468 amino acids)
Molecular function (GO): UDP-glycosyltransferase activity
Source: RefSeq, a predicted model, not a curated record